AUGCCCAACUCACUCCCCUUCUCUCCCAUUCACCCACCCAAGGGGUUUCAGCCCCUUCUCUCCCAUUCACCCACCCAAGGGGUUUCAGCCCCUUCUCUCCCAUUCACCCACCCAAGGGGUUUCAGCCCCUUCUCUCCCAUUCACCCACCCAAGGGGUUUCAGCCCCUUCUCUCCCAUUCACCCACCCAAGGGGUUUCAGCCCCUUCUCUCCCAUUCACCCACCCAAGGGGUUUCAGCCCCUUCUCUCCCAUUCACCCACCCAAGGGGUUUCAGCCCCUUCUCUCCCAUUCACCCACCCAAGGGGUUUCAGCCCCUUCUCUCCCAUUCACCCACCCAAGGGGUUUCAGCCCCUUCUCUCCCAUUCACCCACCCAAGGGGUUUCAGCCCCUUCUCUCCCAUUCACCCACCCAAGGGGUUUCAGCCCCUUCUCUCCCAUUCACCCACCCAAGGGGUUUCAGCCCCUUCUCUCCCAUUCACCCACCCAAGGGGUUUCAGCCCCUUCUCUCCCAUUCACCCACCCAAGGGGUUUCAGCCCCUUCUCUCCCAUUCACCCACCCAAGGGGUUUCAGCCCCUUCUCUCCCAUUCACCCACCCAAGGGGUUUCAGCCCCUUCUCUCCCAUUCACCCACCCAAGGGGUUUCAGCCCCUUCUCUCCCAUUCACCCACCCAAGGGGUUUCAGCCCCUUCUCUCCCAUUCACCCACCCAAGGGGUUUCAGCCCCUUCUCUCCCAUUCACCCACCCAAGGGGUUUCAGCCCCUUCUCUCCCAUUCACCCACCCAAGGGGUUUCAGCCCCUUCUCUCCCAUUCACCCACCCAAGGGGUUUCAGCCCCUUCUCUCCCAUUCACCCACCCAAGGGGUUUCAGCCCCUUCUCUCCCAUUCACCCACCCAAGGGGUUUCAGCCCCUUCUCUCCCAUUCACCCACCCAAGGGGUUUCAGCCCCUUCUCUCCCAUUCACCCACCCAAGGGGUUUCAGCCCCUUCUCUCCCAUUCACCCACCCAAGGGGUUUCAGCCCCUUCUCUCCCAUUCACCCACCCAAGGGGUUUCAGCCCCUUCUCUCCCAUUCACCCACCCAAGGGGUUUCAGCCCCUUCUCUCCCAUUCACCCACCCAAGGGGUUUCAGCCCCUUCUCUCCCAUUCACCCACCCAAGGGGUUUCAGCCCCUUCUCUCCCAUUCACCCACCCAAGGGGUUUCAGCCCCUUCUCUCCCAUUCACCCACCCAAGGGGUUUCAGCCCCUUCUCUCCCAUUCACCCACCCAAGGGGUUUCAGCCCCUUCUCUCCCAUUCACCCACCCAAGGGGUUUCAGCCCCUUCUCUCCCAUUCACCCACCCAAGGGGUUUCAGCCCCUUCUCUCCCAUUCACCCACCCAAGGGGUUUCAGCCCCUUCUCUCCCAUUCACCCACCCAAGGGGUUUCAGCCCCUUCUCUCCCAUUCACCCACCCAAGGGGUUUCAGCCCCUUCUCUCCCAUUCACCCACCCAAGGGGUUUCAGCCCCUUCUCUCCCAUUCACCCACCCAAGGGGUUUCAGCCCCUUCUCUCCCAUUCACCCACCCAAGGGGUUUCAGCCCCUUCUCUCCCAUUCACCCACCCAAGGGGUUUCAGCCCCUUCUCUCCCAUUCACCCACCCAAGGGGUUUCAGCCCCUUCUCUCCCAUUCACCCACCCAAGGGGUUUCAGCCCCUUCUCUCCCAUUCACCCACCCAAGGGGUUUCAGCCCCUUCUCUCCCAUUCACCCACCCAAGGGGUUUCAGCCCCUUCUCUCCCAUUCACCCACCCAAGGGGUUUCAGCCCCUUCUCUCCCAUUCACCCACCCAAGGGGUUUCAGCCCCUUCUCUCCCAUUCACCCACCCAAGGGGUUUCAGCCCCUUCUCUCCCAUUCACCCACCCAAGGGGUUUCAGCCCCUUCUCUCUCACUCACCCACCUAAGGGGUUUCAGCCCCUUCUCUCCCACUCACCCACCCAAGGGGUUUCAGCCCCUUCUCUCUCACUCACCCUCCCAAGGGGCUUCAGCCCCUCCUCACCUUCUCUUGCCAGCAAGAGGAGCAGCAGACAGCCCAUUUCCUUUGGAAACAGCACCCUCAGGGGCUGCGCCUUGUGGGGCGAGGAGUGGUAG
Messenger RNA from Closterium sp. NIES-65, 2115 nucleotides. Lineage: Eukaryota; Viridiplantae; Streptophyta; Zygnematophyceae; Desmidiales; Closteriaceae. The record is from the annotation of a GenBank genome assembly.